CUCUUUACUUUCUCAAUUCUAUUGAUACCUUUAAUUAGGCUAUGCAUCAAGAUCAAUAAUUCGUUAUUCUUCUGUUGGGAUGCAAAUUAUAGAUUGCCGUUUCCCAAAAUUGAUAGAUGCCGUGUUAUAAUUUUAGGAUAACAUGAAUGUUCUGUUGGCUCCAUGCUUGUUUCUAAUGUUGAAUUGGAUAUUGUAGGUCUUGGAUCUCUGCUAAAUAUGAUACUUUGAAACCUUAAUCUUAAUAUAUUCUUUCUCUACAGUUUUACACAAGCAUCAAAUUAAUUGGCAUUCUUUGAUAACUUUCGUAUAAUUGUAUGGUUCUGACAAUUAUAGUUAAAAUAGCAAUAUAUAUUUUUUUGUAUCCUUGCAAUUCAUUCUUGGAGCACUAUAACAAUCAUAGCCAGCCCCAAUUGUCUGUCAUGCUCAUCUGCUUCACAAUUACCACCUCUAUUUAACUUUAGUUCUAGUGGCACUAGUGCUGAUGGUGCUUACAUCUCUUCAAUUUCCUGGGAGCAAUUCUAUCAAAAUUGUUAACCCAUCAUUAUUUUGUGACCAAACACAGAAAUAAUAUUUCCACCAAAUUUCAUCACGAAUGGAAUUCCCUUCAACCAAACAUGUACAAAUUUCUCACUGACUUUGAACUGUUUUGAUAUCUGAAAUACUUAAGAGCGCCAAACCAAUAGGCCAAAUGAAUUAUUACUUGUACACCCUUCUGGUAAAAUGGCAAUCAUGGAAAAUUCAUAAGAUUUGAUGUGAAUCUGCAACUCAAACUUCAUUAUUUGUUUGCUUUGAUCCACUUGGACAUGAACACUUGAAGACCAUGUUAAAAAUCAAAUUGAGAAGUUUCUUCAACAAAUGGUCAGCUUCCUCUUGAGCCACUCACCGUUGGAACAACACUCAGUGUCUUGUGUACCUUCCAGUUCCAUACAAUGAUCACCACUUUUGCCUUGUUACACAUCUACGAGAUUUUUUUUAAUCAACUAUUAAAGCUAAACAUGACACUUGUUUAACCUAGUGUGUCAUUAGAUCAUUUUAGCUGUUAGUGGGGAUUUCAGGAUUAGAUAAAGAUAAUUAACGAUGAAAAAUUAUCUAUAUCUAUGACUAUGAAAUUUAACUUAUAUGAUAAAUGUUUAGGAUUAUACUUUAGAAUCUAAGCAAUAGGGAGAUGCACUGAUUCUACUAUCAUGUACAAUGCUUAACGCCAUUCUGUUUUGCUAAAACACAUGAUGAAUCAGAGGUUUGCUUAACAUCUAAUAUUCACUUAAUUUUAAACUAUAAAUAUCGAAAAGACAAGCAAUAGCAUAGAUCAAAAUAAAAAACAUAAAUAAACCAAAAUCAGAUCAAAAUAUAUAUUAAGAUACAUAAUAAAAAUAACCUUAGGAUGACUUUAAAUAUCAAAAUUUCCCUUUUAGAGUGAUUUCAGAAUUACUUCAUGAGCUAAAAGAACUUCUUGAAAGUUGUUGAGACAUAUUCCAUGUGAAAAUAAAAAAUAAUAUUAAAGACUAAAUGAAGGAUAUCAGUAACCUAAAGAUGGCUUUGAACCUCAAAAUUUGUCCAUCAGAAUAAAAAUCAGCUUGAUGAGUUCAAAAAUCAGCUUCAAUUCAAAGUCUACAUAUCCUUUCUUAGCUGUAAAUGAUCUUGGCAACGAGUGAGUGUUCCAUUGAGUGAUAGUUUUUCAGUAGUAGUUUUGCUUGAUCCAACCUCACUUUCAUCCUUGAGAUAAUUGUGUUAUUGAAGUAGUACUCAGUAUUUUGCAAAAUAGUAGCAAUUAGGUUGAGGUCGACAAGCAAGAGUUCAUCAAAUCAUCCAACCAGCUGCCUCACAAGAGUAGGGUGCUGUUAGUAUUGUUAACUUUGAAGAUCCUAACUUUCCUAAGGUGGAUGAACCUCAGGGAGGCUUGGUCUGAUCAAUUUUGUUAGUAUUUGCUUGCUUGGUGGUCCAACCCAACUUUGAUCUCCAGGAUCAGUCUGCCAUUGAAGUAGUCAAAACUCUGCUAAAUAACUUGCAUUUUUAUUGAGGUUGAUAAGCAUGUGAUGGACCAUCAGUGCUACUGAGGCUCACCAGUAUUGUUGUCACCUGAAGAGCCAAUCCACUAGAACUUAUUAAUUAAUACUUUUUUAAGGCUAGAUUCAUGUUUUUAAUUAAGGAAAAGAUGAGUGUGUGUAUUGGUAUUUUGCCUUAAAAAAUGCUGUGAGAGAGACUCGCGGCGAACUUCCUCCCCAAGCAUCUCGGAGAAAUAAAAACCUUCGUUGGCCUAAAAAUUGAACCAAACAAAAGGGAGCGAGCCGAAGGUGAAGCGAAACCAGGGAAGCAAUGUUGUUGAAAUCUGUGGUCGAGUGUGAGGUGGCGGCGAACCACGACGUCCUCUGCUUCUGGUUGCACACCGUCAAGGGCGACAUCGUUGGAACCGACCCACUUCAAUCCCUUCGGGAGUCCGCAAGUAGAUUUUGGGAGGAUACCAAGCGGUUCGGUUUGGACCUCACUUAUGGAUCGUCUCUCAAUCUGAGGAGAGAUCUCGACACUCAAAUUCUCUCUAGUGCCAUGAGAUUCAGAAACUUUUAGACCACUAGACAUGCACCAUGGAAUGGAAGUUCGCAUUGGCAUAUCGAAAGGACCUGUAGUCCGAGUGUCAUCUAAUUCAAUGUCUCAGCAUGCUCUGUUAUGCGUACUCGCUGUGUUUGUUUUGUGGAUCAUUUCAAGUUUCAACUUCAUACUGUGAACUAAUUUGUCCUCCUCUAUUAAAUGAUAAAAUGGUCCAAUAUACUCAGCGAUCAAUUUGAACAUGAAACACUGGUGCAGAAUGAGCUAAGCUGCUGGAAUACCAUUUGUAUUUUCUCCAUAUUUCAUAAUUUUUGCUUGUCCUAAAAUGGCAUACUUAGUCUUGAAUUUCCUUGAGUUGCCUUGAGAAACUAGAUACACUUCUAAAGUUGCUUUAGG
This is a messenger RNA of Zingiber officinale, 2937 nucleotides long. RefSeq names its product cyclin-B1-2-like. The record is from RefSeq and is a predicted model, not a curated record. The transcript has 3 exons. The coding region runs from base 2314 to 2562 and encodes 82 amino acids. Gene Ontology annotation, biological process: proteasome assembly. Gene Ontology annotation, cellular component: nucleus; cytoplasm. Lineage: Eukaryota; Viridiplantae; Streptophyta; Magnoliopsida; Zingiberales; Zingiberaceae.